Molecule: messenger RNA, 3781 nt
Organism: Drosophila willistoni
Lineage: Eukaryota; Metazoa; Arthropoda; Insecta; Diptera; Drosophilidae
Gene: Alms1a
Product: Alstrom syndrome protein 1 homolog a
Exons: 4
Coding region: 134-3556 (1140 amino acids)
Source: RefSeq, a predicted model, not a curated record
AUAGUUUGCUCCGCUCACACAAACAUCAGACCAAUGGCAUUUGAAAACUGAAGCAUUUCAUUUUCCAAACAUCUCGAUACUGAAGACGUAGUAGCAUCUGCACUGGACGAAGAGCAGCAGAUGUGCCAUACAGAUGUCCCACCAACACAAUAGGCAGCGAAAACAAGAUAUGGAUGAAGAGCCACGCUCGUCCACAUCGCGCGUCCCACCGAAAGUAAGGGAAUACAUUUCCGAAAUGGCUGUGGAUCGGGAAUUGGAGCGUUAUAUGGCCUUAUCGUCGACAGCCAGCAGCGGUGGAAGCGGUCACAGCUGCGCUCUGGUUAUGGGAGCAGCGGGCAGGCCAGGUAGCAGCCUGUGUCCCAGAAAUAGAUGUCGCAGUGGUAGCAGCAGACAAUCGUCUAGGAAAUCUUUGUCAAGCUGUUUGCUAGACGUGGCUGAGCCACCGCAACCUCCAGCUGGUCCGGCUAUGCUGGUAGACCAACCGACAUCAGGAAGCACCGAUGAUGUGGUUCUUAUUCCAAUUGUUAUUGCGGAAAGUGGUCAAGUUGUGGUAUCCAAAAAGCAAAUGUCUGCAUCUGUCGAGGAUUUGUGUACACCCACCAAGGCGGCUAAUCAGCCAAAGGAAAUGCAGACCAAAAAAACACAAACGCCCGAAUCGGCAGUGAAAUCUCACAAACGUCUCGAAUGGGAUCCAUCGGCCGAUGUGGGUUACUAUAAGCGUGCCGUCUCCACUAGCAAUAUUAGCACCCUGGAACGUUCGGUAAUGGAGGAUUGUUGGCGUCUGCCUCACCAGCGAUCCGAGUCGGAUUUGAAUCGUCUGCAAUUGGAAGACCAAAAGGCAGAAGAAUCCCAACAUCAGCCCCAGCAGCAGCAACAGCCCCCUCUGGCAUCUAGUACGUUUGUGAAUCGCACAAUCAGCCGGAAUCGGAAUCGGGAGAGUAAUACCAGCUCUCGUCGAGAUUCCCAGGUCACAGUAGGCACUUCACUCUAUGGCAGUUCAGUGGCCAGUAGUUUUGAUUAUCAGCAGCCAUCAUUGCAGCAUGAGGUAUCCAUGACAAUUGCCACAUCCAGCACCACCAGUACCAGUGUUAGUGCCACGCCCAGUUUAACUCAACGGAAUAGCCGUCAACUGGAGCAGGAGAGAUUAUUUACAGCUGCCCAGUUUCAACGAAUACUCAGUGAGAACAAGGAGAACAGCAACAACAACCACAACAAUAGGAAAAAGAAGGAGAAACCUAGAGGAGAGCGGGAAAACAAAGAAAAUCUGCAACCAGGCGGCAGUCAUCGAUCAUCGGUGUCGGGUUCCGGUGAACUGGAUUUGGGCAUCGAUUUGCUUUGCUCACUGAUCAAGACGCGCAGUCUUAGCCAUGGCCAAAAGAAACAUCUUGUGCGUGAGAUAGCGAAACGUAUAUCCUGCCUGGAAUCUGGCGACUCUAGUUCUAGAAGCAGUCGCCAGGGUCGACGUGAAUCCUUGCCCACACCAACACCAAUCGUUGCUCUAACCCCAGCAUCGGUUCCGGCCGCCGCACAAAUGAAGACCCAAUCGACCAAUACCACCAGCAGCGUAACAAAAAUUCAGUCUAAAGCCACCAAUACUACCAGCAGCAUUACCAAGAUUCAGACCAUAGCACCAGUGCCGGCACCGAGAACCCAUUUGCCCACAACUCGCUCAUCUGGCGAGUCCUCAACUAGCUGCUCCCAUGAUCUAAUCACCCAGAAAACCAAUGUUCAAGCCCAAUCGGCUAAUUCAACUGAUGCCGAUGUCGAUACAGAUCAGGUAGCCUUACAGGAUUGGCUCAAUCCAAUGACCCAAAGUGAAAUUGAGUACGAGCAACGCGCUAAACGUGGACCGGAUACAGAGCGGCGUCAUCAAUUGGUUUGGAUUGAAUCGGAAAUCAAACGUUUGCAGACUUUGCAUACACUACUCGCCACCGCUACCACAAAAUUAAAGCCAAAGGCUGUUUGUCUCAGUCCUCUGCAUAUUGAAUCUGCUGGCCGUUCUACUGUCAUAACCGAACAGAUCAUUCAAACCGCUCCCCUUGUGGAGACGCCAGCUAGUUUGGAUUCCAGAGCUACUGGGGGCGCAGAGAGACCUCCGCCAGCUGAGGGCAACAAUAAUCUUAGCCAGAAGAAGCAACCAAAGGAAACUCAAACAGAUGAGAUACAAGAAAUACCAGCAGCACCGCCAGUGACACCGGCCAAUACACCACUGCCACCACCACAAAUACCCCAAAGAGGAGCACGGCCUUGCUCUGCACUUACCCCACCGCCACGGCCACCACCACCACCGCCUCCGCCGCCACCGGAACGGCAUCUCAAUCAUGAGUUACAGCUGCAACAACAGCGCAGUAAAAUGGCCACACCAGCCAGCAGCUCCGGUGGUGGCCGCAGCGAAAGUGUCUGCUCCUUUGUCCAGCAACGGCAACGUCAAUUCAUGGAACACUAUCAGAAUCAACAGCAGCAGCAACUCUAUCUCCUGCAGCAGCAUCACCACCAGCAGCAGCACCAACAACAACAACCACAUAAUCAGUUCUAUUAUCGCCAUCAACAGCAGCCUCAGUGUCAUCAUCCACAUCAUAAUCAUCAUCAGCAUGCGGCUCAAGUUAUGCAGGAGCAACAACAGCGACCAAUUUCUCCAUACCUUCAAAUGCAAUACGGUCAUGCAAUGGGUUCCACCUAUGCCACACCCUAUUUGGGAGAGAAUGCUCAUAGUUGUGGCGAUGAUGGUGCCAUCUAUUAUCAAGUGGUCAACUCGCAAGGAGCCGCCAGUUAUGUUCAAGCAACGGCGGUAGCAACUGGACCAGCUGCUGCCACAGCUACGGCUAGCACCCAUUGCCGGACAACCACUACAAGCUCAGCCUCAUCGAUGCUCUGCAUCAGCUCGGAAAUAUCCAUACCCAUGGGUAUGGUUAAUACAUGUGAGACAACAACAACAACAACAACAACACAUCAAUACGAUGAUGUGGCCUGUCAGCGAAGACGACAACAGCCUCGUCCCCAGACCCAGUCGCAGUCCCAGCCCAAUCAUAUGCCAAUUGAAAGAAGGCAGCAAACCUUUACACAGACAAUGCAAGUGCGUCCACGAGGCAUUGCCUAUGUCAUACAGUUUACCGUUAACGGUGACAGUGAAGUAUUGCCCGAAACUCUAUCCCUGCAGGAUCAAUUGCAACGGGCACGUCCCGAAUUCUGUGCCAAGUCCAAGCAACGGAAGGCCAUACUAAAUCAAAUGCAAAUGCUGCGCAAUGUGCGACGACGCGAAAUGGAUGAACUGUUAUGCGAGAAUAUCAAUACCAAUGUGGAGACUGUGGACAAACAACUUCAGCAAUUGCCUCCACCAGCUGCAUCUCGUAUACGCAUUUUUUCAACGAAAGAAAUGAAGGCUCUAACCAGCAAACGAUGCCAAAGUUUGCCCGAAGUCCUGGCCGCUCAGAAUCGUAUGCGUGAGGAGCAACGUAGACGUAAUAAUCGCAUGAUGCGCGAUGUUUUCAAUCGGCGUCUACAUAGUCGAGUGGCUAAGGGUCAAUUGUCCCUAAAUCACAGCCGUACAAUUAUAUAGCCAAAUUUUUCCAAAAAGUCUUAUAUGAUUAUUUCUAAAAAAAAGAAAAAACAAAAACCAUAAAAAUCUUUGCUAUUUGAAGGCUAAUUUGACUUAUUAUAUUUUUUUUCUAAUAUUAAUUAAUUGUUUAAGAUAAUCGAAAUUUAAUUUGUUUCAUCAAUCAUAAUGUUGUGUUUUGACAAUUAACGAACAUUUCAAUAAAUUAUAAUGUUUCAUAAAAUUCUA